Asterias rubens (European starfish) is the source of this 1946-nucleotide messenger RNA. RefSeq names its product phosphatidylserine lipase ABHD16A-like. Gene Ontology annotation, biological process: monoacylglycerol catabolic process; phosphatidylserine catabolic process. The record is from RefSeq and is a predicted model, not a curated record. Gene Ontology annotation, cellular component: endomembrane system. Gene Ontology annotation, molecular function: monoacylglycerol lipase activity; glycerophospholipase activity. Lineage: Eukaryota; Metazoa; Echinodermata; Asteroidea; Forcipulatida; Asteriidae. The coding region runs from base 1 to 1626 and encodes 541 amino acids. The transcript has 19 exons.
AUGGCCGCUUCCCUUCGACGGUGUAUUUUUGGUCCUCAGCUGUAUAGAUUGCACACUUACGGCGAAACCCAGGGUCAUGAAUACCAACCAAACAUUUUGGAGCGGCAGGGCAACAAUGUUGUCAGGAUUAUAACAUUCUGCUGGUCAUUUUCAUACUACAGCUCCCCGGUACUGCUGGCAUAUCUGUACCGAAGAAAUUAUUUCACCUAUGAGGGAAUAACUGGUAUCGGGAAGUUGAUAGGAUUCGCACUUCCUGCAUUGGCUUUGGCCAUGUGCAUGCGAGGAUUUGGCAGAUACACGAAUAGUGAGUACUGCUCCUUCUUGGCGGUACUUGAAGAUGCUAAAGAAAAGAACAGCAAUGAACUGAAGAAUAAGCUUCAGUACUAUGACUUUGAGUUCAGUCACUGGCCACCAGAUUUCAAAUGGAGCGACGUCAACAGUGAUUCAAGUAAAGUGAGAUCAUCGGUUGGUAGCUUCACCUCAUCAAAAAUCAAUCGCCCUGUGGAGUAUACUAGUCUCCUCUCAAGGCUAGCAGACUUGCCUCUUCAGUUCCUUAGUUAUAUGGUUGUACACACAGUGGGAAGGAUGAUCAUCUACCCUGGACAUACACCCGUGUUCAACACAUUAGUAUGGCCUGCCCUAAUUGAAGGAAGAGCCAAACUGUUUGAGAAAAACGGCGCUGUUCGCUCUAAGCUCAUAGCAAGGGAUGGCAAUGAGAUUGAUAUAGUAGUCGUUGAUAGGAGGAACAAGGUGGAGUCAUCGCGCAACAACAAACUGGUAAUAUGCUGUGAAGGCAAUGCAGGAUUUUAUGAAGUUGGCUGUCUGGUAUCACCAUUGCAAGCGAGGUAUUCUGUUUUGGGCUGGAAUCAUCCUGGGUUCGGAGGUAGUACUGGUAAACCGUAUCCAGAGAACGAAGCUAAUGCUGUAGACGUUGUUAUCCAGUUCGCAAUCCAUCGUCUAGGUUUUGAGCUUAAAGAUAUCGUGCUGUUUGCUUGGUCUAUAGGAGGUUUUACAGCUAGUCUGGCUGCUGAGGAGUACCCAGACAUAGGAGCAGUAAUAUUAGAUGCAACAUUUGAUGAUCUACUACCUCUAGGCGUAACCAAGAUGCCUGAAUUUAUGGGAGGUUUAGUUGAGCGCUCAAUACGUACAUACAUGAACCUGAAUGUAGUGGAGCACCUUUGCAAUUAUCCUGGGCCUAUUAGGUUAAUACGUCGGUCUCGUGAUGAGGUGAUCACUACAUCAGUAAUACCUGACAUAGCCACAAAUAGAGCCAAUGAUCUGUUAGAGAUCCUACUAAAGCAUAGGUAUCCCAAUCUGAUGAAUGAAGAAGCAGUAAAGGCCUUGAAGCAGUACCUGAGUCAAAUGUCAGUUUACUCUACCUUUGAAGUGGAUGACGCUACUUGCCAACAUGUCCUACAGAGCUAUGUACUCAAGAACUCCAGUAAAUUCCCUAUCUUAAUAGGCGAGGAGGACUUGGAGUUUGUGACCUCAGCACAGCUUGUCAUCUUUUUGGCUGGCAAGUACAUGAUUGACUUUGAUGCAACUCACUGCACUCCUCUACCCCCAAUGCUUUUCAUGAUGCCCUGGUCAGUCGAGGACGACACCUUCAAUGCUGGACUGGAUUGAGUAAAGAGUAGACACACUCUAAGGAUUGGGUUAAGGGUGACUGUCAAACGCACCCAAAACAUAAAUAAAUACUUGCAAAAAACUUCAAUGUCCUAUUACUAUUGCUAAUUUUGUCUAGGCACUGAUCAACCUGUUUAAGCCAUUUAACUGGAAAGAUUGUGUAAGGUGUCGCAAAUGUGCACAUGAGUAUCUGUGUACAGUAUGUAGGUGAAUUCAGCGCAAUGUUGCAGGCUGCUAUACAGUAGACUAUCAUUCAAAACCAUAGUGGACUGGAUGAUAUUGAAUGGUCAGACAGUAGGAGGGUUGACUGUGUACUGUGU